GGGGGAACAGGCAAGGAUACACUUAACCAAAUGUUGGCCCAAGCAAUUGCCUCAGUAAAGAAGGAAGAAGACCCACCUUCUUUGGCAUUACUACCUAAGCCGACCUAUUCUGCCUAUGCUUCAGCUAAUGCUCCUGGCCAUUCUAGUGCCUUGACCAUUGCUAACAGGUUUACACCUCUUGGUAGACCA
Messenger RNA from Ilex paraguariensis (yerba mate), 189 nucleotides. The record is from the annotation of a GenBank genome assembly. Lineage: Eukaryota; Viridiplantae; Streptophyta; Magnoliopsida; Aquifoliales; Aquifoliaceae.